GUUUAGUUGGGACGUACAGGAAAAAGCCGUUUACGACCUUACCGUAAGUGAUUUUGCCACAAUUUGUGUCUUUCGCCUUUCGUGUGGUCGGUAGGUCACGGAUGGACUUACUGGGUGUUGUAAUCAGUCAUAAAGUUUUUGUAUGAUCCUGUUUAACAUACUUGCAGUACACACCAGAAACCUUUGUGCCGAUUUUCAUAAGCAUAAGUUUUUGUUGACUAUUUUUUGUGAUAUUCGGCGGGACUCCUGUUUUUACGGAAAGUGAAAUGGGAAGUUGUAGUUCCAAGAAGGAUGGUGAGAAAAGCAAGUCCUACGCGUUACAAGUACUGGACGACCAUGAUGGUGGCAUUAACUGUAUGGCAUUGAGCGAAGAUGGGUCGGUUCUGGUUACUGGAAGCGAGGAUAAAACGGCCAGGCUAUGGAGCACAAAAACAGCGCUGUGCGAAUGUAUAGGGAUACUUCAGGGUCACGAGGGAUACAUUACAUGCGUGCUCCUCGAGGAAAACUUUGUCCUCACGGGGAGCUCCGACAGCACGGUUCGGAAAUGGGACAUCAGCACGUGCGAGUGCGUUCAGGUGUUCAAAGGCCACAAAUCCGUGAUAUACCGCAUGAUAUGCACUGGUGAUUUCGUGUUCACCAGUUCCUACGACCGGACGUGCCUGUGUUGGGACUUCGACACGGCCGAGUGCGUUCGGGUAUUCCGAGGCCAUAAGCGUGGAGUGUACCCACUCAUUUUCAUCCCCGCCGACGAGGAGGAAAUGUCCAACGGCGACAUGUACAACGACGAAAUAACAACCGACAUCUUAAUAACGGGGUCCGCGGACUUUACGGCGCGCACGUGGAACUUCGAGACAGGGAAGUGCAUCAAAGUGUUCAAAGGUCACAAGGGGGCCGUCACGUGCAUGGCGACGGACCCCCUCGGCAAGAUGCUGUUUACAGGAAGUACGGAUCAGACGAUUAAAGGUUGGAACUUGUACAAAGGUGAUUGUCUGCGUACUUUCGAGGGUCACACGGCUUCUGUGAUCUGCUUACAGGUAGUGAACAAGAUGAUGUACACCGGAAGUUCCGAUCACACCGGAAGAGCCUGGGUUACGGACUUUGGCGACUGUACCCGGAUAUACAAGGGUCACCGCCAUACGGUCAGCUGUAUCAAAUAUCAUGAUGGAUUACUUCUCACAGGGUGUGGUGACGGAGUUUGCAGAGUGUUUGAAGCUAAAACGGGAACACAGAAACAGGUUUUCAAGGGAUCGCCUGAGUUCGCCAUAAAUGCUUUUCAGAUAGUUGACGACAAGCUUUUCACGGGAUCUCACGACGGCAGCGUGAGAGUGUGGGACAUCCGGGGCCUUCGUGACGACGGGGUGUUCGGAAAGGAGGACACCAAAGAUAAAGACAAAAUGAAAGAGAUCGAGAAAAUGGGCGGACUUGACUCGGCUGACAACUAUCAAAAUGGCGGUACUAACGGUGAUACCAAAAUCAUGAUCGACGACGACGCGGAAUACGGACAAGACAACCACGCGUACCAAAACGGAGAUCUCACGCUGGACGAGAGGUCGCGAGAAAGAGCAGUACUGGAUAUGGUGUGAUCAAUGAACAACACUACACGUAUUACCAUGGCCGUGAAAUUAAACAUGGUAAAGGAUUAAAAACAAUUUCAUCUAGGCUCCGGAAUUUGGCGGGUUUUUAUGUCCAUUUGGUUAUAACUGUUGUAAGUUUGAAAAGCUUUAUAACUUGACUUUGAAUAAAUUUUAAGAUGUUUUUCCUGUCGAUUAAAUGGGUAAUUGUUUGUUA
Liolophura sinensis is the source of this 1788-nucleotide messenger RNA. RefSeq names its product WD repeat-containing protein 86-like. The transcript has 4 exons. Bases 267 to 1583 code for a protein of 438 amino acids. Lineage: Eukaryota; Metazoa; Mollusca; Polyplacophora; Chitonida; Chitonidae. Gene Ontology annotation, molecular function: protein binding. The record is from RefSeq and is a predicted model, not a curated record.